Molecule: messenger RNA, 1578 nt
Organism: Chelmon rostratus (copperband butterflyfish)
Lineage: Eukaryota; Metazoa; Chordata; Actinopteri; Chaetodontiformes; Chaetodontidae
Gene: sh3bgr
Product: SH3 domain binding glutamate-rich protein
Exons: 11
Coding region: 92-835 (247 amino acids)
Cellular component (GO): cytoplasm
Source: RefSeq, a predicted model, not a curated record
UCCGUCCCGGGUGCGCUCUAAUAAUAGAGGAGGCUGCCUGCUCCUUUAAGAGGCCACUUGUUGAAUACUCCGCAAACUAUAUUGUAACAAAAUGGUAAUCAAAGUAUUUCUCGCCACUUCAUCGGGAUCCACUGCGAUCAAGAAGAAGCAGCAAGAUGUGGUCGGCUUCCUGGAGGCUCUCAAAGUGGACUACACUCAGCUGGACAUCGCCUGCAAUGAGGAGAACCGCAUGUGGAUGAGGCAGAAUGUCCCCAUGGAGAAGAAGCCCACCAACGGCAUCCCCCUGCCCCCUCAGAUCUUCAAUGAAGACAGCUACUGCGGGGACUAUGACACGUUCUUCGAUGCCAAGGAGGACAACACGGUGUAUUCUUUCCUGGGGCUGCCCCCUCCUCCUGGGUCAAAGGAAGCAGUCGAAGCCGACAAGGCGCACAUUGUGGAGAACGGGACCCAUGCUGAGGAGGCCGAUGCAGAGGGGAACCCUGAUGACUCAGCAGAGGUUCCAGUGGAGGAGCGUAACGGGGAUGCACACGGGGAGGAGGACGCACAGGCAGCGGAUGAGGAGGAGGAAGGUGAGGGUGGCGAGGAGGAGGUAGCAGAGGGAGAGACUGCAGAAGCCACGGAAGGAGAAACAGCGGGAGAUGAGGCCCCCGCAGAGGAGACGGGGGAGGAGGCGAUGGAAGAAACAGACGAGGUCACAGAAGACACAGAGGCCCGUGCAGAGGAGGAAGAAGAUCAGGAAGGAGCCGAUGAUGACAGGGAAGAAGAAGAGGCUGAAGUACAAGAGGAAGAAGAAGAGGAAGACGUGGAAGAAACACAGGAGGAAGAGGCUGAGUAGUUGAAGCCAGGCGACGUCAGUGAUGUUGACGUACUGAUAUCCAGCCUGAAGGAGCCUCCUGUUCUGUCUCUCCCUGACCCCUGAUGCUUGACCCCGUCAGACCCCCAUCCCCAAGGACCCACUGGACCCCACUGGAAACUGUCGUUCAUGUGCUUGAAGGCACCAUCCAAACUGAAAAGUCCUAACCCACAUUGGCCCCCACCCAUUUCCCUUUUGACUGCAAUGUUGACUUAAUUUUUAUAUUUUGCGAGUAGAGACAUGCUGUAAUGAAAUUGUGCAGAGUAGCGUAGUGAUGUCAGUUUGUUUUAAAUGAGUAGCUUUUGUAAAAUGCAAAAUAGCACAUUUCUCAUGUUUUACUUUUAGAAAUCCUAGUUUCCUAACACAAAUAGGCAGUGACCUUUUCAAAAAGUGUUACCGUGGCAUACCUUCGCUUGUGGUCUCUACAUCACAUUCAAAGGUUCAUAACUCACACUUUACAGUAAGUGUCCUGUCCUUUUAUCAAACAAAAAUAGUUGUUCUCAUGUUUUGUCUUGAUCAGUCUUUCCCUACAAAUGAAUGUAUAAAUGAAAACUAAGACCUCUAACGGCCACAUGAGAAAGAAAAUGCGCACAUAUUGCAAGACUGCAAACUACUCCACCACCACUACAAUUACUUCUGCCAAUACUGCUGUCUAAUCAAUGCACUUUGUUGAAUGAAGAGUGAAACAUGUGACUAAGACUUGGAUGCAAUUGAAAAUGCAAUAA